AUGUGGUACAGAGUUGCGAAAGCUUCAGAGUAUCUAGUGAUCACCGGGGCAGGGAUCGACGACAUAAAGCUUGCAAAGAAGGCAUGGAUCCUCCCCGGACAAUCCCACACCGUCUUCGACUUGUCCCCAGUCAACUACACCUUCGAAGUCCAAGCCAUGAGCUCUGAGAAGCUCCCCUUCGUCCUCCCCGCUGUCUUCACCAUCGGCCCCCGCGAGGACGACAUGCCCAGCCUCCAUAAAUACGCCAAGCUCCUUUGCAGCCACGACAUGGCCUCCAACCACGUCCAAGAACUCGUCCAGGGCAUCAUCGAGGGAGAGACGCGGGUCCUCGCUGCCUCAAUGACGAUGGAGGACGUGUUCAAGGGGACCAAAGAGUUUAAGCAAGAGGUGUUUGAUAAGGUUCAGUUGGAGCUGAACCAAUUCGGGCUUCUGAUAUACAAUGCGAAUGUGAAACAGUUGGUGGACGUCCCGGGGCAUGAGUAUUUUAGUUACUUGGGCCAGAAGAUACAGAUGGAGGCAGCGAACAAGGCUAGGGUUGACGUGGCGGAGGCGAAGAAGAAAGGGGAGAUAGGGUCCAAAGAGAGGGAGGGGAUGACCCUGCAGAACGCGGCGAAGAUUAAUGCGGAGACUAAGAUCUAUGCGACACAGAGGGAAGGAGAGGGGAAGAAGGAGGAGAUAAAGGUGAAGUCGGAGGUGAAGGUGUAUGAGAACAUGAGGGAGGCUGAGGUGGCGGAGGCGAAUGCUGAGCUGGCUAAGAAGAAGGCAGUGUGGACUAAGGAGGCGAAGGUGGCGGAGGUGGAGGCAGCGAAGGCUGUGGCGUUGAGGGAUGCGGAGCUACAACAGGAGGUGGAGAAGAUGCAUGCCUUGUCUAAGACAGAGAAGCUUAAGGCUGAUCUCUUGAGUGAGGCCACUGUUGAGUAUGAAACCAAGAAACUAGAGGCAGAUGGAGCGUUGUUCCAAAAACAAAAGGCAGCAGAGGCAGAGCUUUUUACCAAGAAGCUAGAGGCUGAAGCACGACUCUAUGCCAAGAAACUAGAGGCUGAGGCACAAAAGGCAAUUGCAGAGACCCAACUUUAUGCCAAGAAACAAGAGGCCGAGGCACAGAAGGCAAUCGCAGAGGCACAACUUUAUGCCAAGAAACUCGAGGCUGAGGGGCUCAUGGCUCUUGGGCAGGCUGAGGGUGCAUAUCUUCGCAGUCUUCUGGAAGCAGUUGGAGGCAACUACAAUGCCACCAGGGACUUCAUGAUGCUCAAGAAUGGGACGUUUCAAGAAAUCGCUAAGAUUAAUGCCGAGGCUGUUAGGGAACUUAAACCCAAUAUUAGCAUUUGGAAUAAUGGCGGCGGAGACAGCGGUGCCAAUGGGGCCUUCAAGGAGGUUGCUGGAGUUUACAAGAUGUUGCCACCAUUGUUGAAGACAGUUCAUGAACAAACUGGCAUGUUGCCUCCGUCUUGGAUGGGCACUUUGUCCAAUUCUCCUUCUACCAACUCGACUCUCGAUAGCAACUAA
Messenger RNA from Prunus armeniaca (apricot), 1506 nucleotides. NCBI's taxonomy places the organism in Eukaryota, Viridiplantae, Streptophyta, Magnoliopsida, Rosales, Rosaceae. The record is from the annotation of a GenBank genome assembly.